CUUGUUCUAAAACUUUUAAAACCAUCCAGAAACCGUUCGAAAAAAGAGUUGAAAGGAUAUGGCGACGAUGGAGAGUUUGAUCGGAUUGGUGAACCGGAUUCAGAGAGCUUGUACUGUGCUCGGUGACUAUGGCGGUGGAGACAACGCUUUCUCUUCUCUCUGGGAAGCUCUUCCCACCGUCGCCGUCGUCGGUGGCCAGAGUUCUGGAAAAUCAUCGGUGUUGGAGAGUAUUGUCGGGCGUGACUUUCUUCCUAGAGGAUCAGGGAUCGUGACGAGGCGGCCUUUGGUGUUGCAGCUUCACAAGACGGAUGAUGGAACGCAGGAGUAUGCCGAGUUCCUUCACAUCCCGAGGAGGAAGUUCUCUGAUUUUGCCCUGGUUCGCAAGGAGAUACAGGAUGAGACUGAUAGAAUGACUGGGAAGACAAAAAUGAUUUCUCCUGUUCCUAUCCAUCUCAGUAUCUACUCUCCAAAUGUUGUCAACUUAACCCUGGUUGAUCUACCGGGUUUAACAAAAGUUGCUGUUGAGGGACAACCUGAAAGUAUUGUUGAAGAUAUUGAAAAUAUGGUCCGAACUUAUGUUGAGAAGCCUAAUUGUGUCAUACUCGCAAUAUCUCCAGCCAAUCAAGAUAUUGCGACAUCAGAUGCUAUCAAACUUGCUAGGGAAGUGGAUCCCUCUGGUGAAAGGACAUUUGGUGUGUUGACGAAGUUGGAUUUGAUGGACAAAGGAACUAAUGCAUUGGAUGUUAUUGAAGGAAGAUCGUAUCGCUUGCAACAUCCCUGGGUUGGAAUUGUUAACCGUUCCCAGGCUGACAUCAAUAAAAAUGUUGACAUGAUAGUUGCAAGGCGCAAGGAGCGGGAGUACUUUGCAACCAGUCCUGAAUAUGGGCACUUAGCCAGUAAAAUGGGUUCAGAGUAUCUUGCAAAACUUCUCUCCAAGCACUUGGAGUCUGUAAUUAGGGCUCGGAUUCCAAGUAUAACAUCUUUGAUUAACAAAAGCAUCGAGGAACUUGAGUCGGAGAUGGAUCAUCUUGGUAGACCUAUUGCCACUGAUGCUGGGGCUCAAUUGUACACUAUCUUGGAACUUUGCCGUGCAUUCGACCGGAUUUUCAAGGAGCAUUUGGAGGGAGGGCGGCCUGGAGGUGAUCGAAUUUAUGGAGUCUUUGACAACCAGCUUCCCGCUGCUUUAAGGAAGCUUCCAUUUGAUAGGCAUCUUUCUCUGCAGAAUGUAAAGAAAGUGGUUUCAGAAGCAGAUGGUUAUCAGCCACAUUUGAUUGCCCCUGAGCAAGGUUACCGGCGCCUAAUUGAGGGAUCACUUAACUAUUUUAGAGGUCCCGCUGAAGCUUCUGUGGAUGCUGUUCACUUUGUUUUGAAAGAACUGGUGAGGAAAUCAAUAGCAGAAACUCAGGAGUUGAAGCGCUUUCCAACUCUGCAAGCUGAAAUAGCUGCUGCUGGUGGUGAGGCCCUUGAAAGGUUCCGUGUAGAAAGUAAGAAGACAGUUGUUCGAUUGGUGGACAUGGAAUCUUCAUAUUUGACUGUGGAUUUCUUUAGAAGACUUCCCCAAGAGGUGGAGAAAGCAGGAAACCCUCCUGGGCCAGCCGGCACACCUAUAGACCGGUACACAGAGGGGCACUUUAGGAGGAUAGGCUCAAAUGUGUCCUCUUAUGUGGGCAUGGUUUCCGAGACACUUAAGAACACAAUUCCUAAAGCUGUGGUUUAUUGUCAAGUUAGGGAGGCCAAGCAAUCAUUGCUAAAUCACUUCUACAUACAAAUUGGGAAGAGAGAGGCUAAGCAGCUUGCACAAUUGUUGGAUGAAGACCCUGCAUUGAUGGAGAGGAGGCAACAGUGUGCAAAAAGGCUUGAAUUAUACAAAUCAGCCAGGGACGAGAUAGAUUCUGUAUCAUGGGCCCGUUGAGGUUGAUUGAUGCUUGGAGUUGCAUUGUAUUAUAUAGUAAUUGAUAUAGAGAUCAGAUUCUUGCUGAAUUGUCCUAGAUUUUUGGAUAGCUCAAAUUAUUUCUCUCAAUCUUUAUUCUUUUAAUUUGAUCUGCAAUUUUUUUGUGGUACUGAGUACUGUUGUAUUGCAAACUCGAUCCUCCUUUGGUUUUAGCACUAAUAUAUUUAUGUUUUGUAAAUAUCA
This is a messenger RNA of Quercus lobata, 2134 nucleotides long. Its product is annotated as dynamin-related protein 1E. The record is from RefSeq and is a predicted model, not a curated record. Gene Ontology annotation, cellular component: microtubule; membrane; cytoplasm. The coding region runs from base 59 to 1912 and encodes 617 amino acids. The transcript has 16 exons. Gene Ontology annotation, molecular function: microtubule binding; GTPase activity; GTP binding. NCBI's taxonomy places the organism in Eukaryota, Viridiplantae, Streptophyta, Magnoliopsida, Fagales, Fagaceae.